Molecule: messenger RNA, 6526 nt
Organism: Solea solea (common sole)
Lineage: Eukaryota; Metazoa; Chordata; Actinopteri; Pleuronectiformes; Soleidae
Gene: fign
Product: fidgetin
Exons: 3
Coding region: 215-2476 (753 amino acids)
Molecular function (GO): ATP binding; microtubule severing ATPase activity; ATP hydrolysis activity
Source: RefSeq, a predicted model, not a curated record
AAUUCCAACAUGGCAGAGGCUGUGGUCAGUCAGUCCUCCCCUCACUAACUUGGAAUGGUUUCAUAUCGCGAGCAGCCGCGUUUCAGCCCGGGCGAGCCACUCAUCUGCGCACUCACCGGAUCGAUGCGACGGUAAAAGAAAAAAAAAAAACAACAACAACAAAAAACCCGAAACAAACCUGACGCUGCCCCGUCACCUACACCGGCUUGAAGACAUGAUCACUAGCACCAGUAUUUAUGGUCUAAAGAUGCAGUGGACCCCAGAGCACACACAAUGGGCUGAGCAACACUUUGACAUCUCAUCCACUACCCGCUCACCAGCACACAAAGUAGAGGCCUACCGGGGGCACUUGCAGAGAACGUACCAGUAUGCGUGGGCAAAUGAUGACAUCUCGGCACUGACUGCCUCCAAUCUGCUAAAGAAAUAUGCAGAGAAGUACUCUGGGAUCCUGGAGGGCCCAAAUGAAAGAGCCCUGCUGUGUUCCUACUCUGACGGCACCACUGGACUCAUGAAUGGACGAAAGUCAGAGAAUGAGUCAUGGCAAGAGGGGAUUUACCCAAUGAACUGUGCUCCAGAUGUUAUAUCUGUGAGCAAAGCUGGAAUGACAGCUGCCCUACCCCCUACAGAUGUGUCGGCUAGCAUAGGCAGCUCCCCGGGGGUGGCCAGCAGCUUGUCUGAGCCUAGCUAUUCCAGCAGUAACUGUGGGAGCCACACAGCCACUACUCUCCACUCGGGCCUCCCCUCUCAGGAAUAUACUGCCAGUUACAACAGCUCCUACCUACAUUCUAGCUACAGUGGGCAGAAUACCCCAGCCCUUCCCACCCCACAUCCAUCUCCUUUGCACAGUGCUGGGCUCUUACAACCGCCACCCCCACCUCCUCCCCCUUCCUUAGUGCCGAGCUACAAUGCUGGGUCUCCAAACCUUCCAAAUUACAAUUAUCCUCCAACAGGGUAUCCUUCCCAGACUACUGUUGGCCCUGGUUAUAGCCCUGGGGGAGCACCCCCUCCUUCUGCUUAUCUGCCGUCCGGUAUUGCAGCUCCCACACCAAUCCCUCCCUCCACACUGCCUGGCUACCCCUACCAGUCCCAUAAUCAUACACCAAUUGCACCAACACCUUUGAAUGGCAGCACAUCCAACUCAUUAAAACGAAAAGCUUUCUACAUGAGUGGACAUGGAGAUAUGGACUCAAGCUAUGGUAAUUUCAAUUACAACCAACAGCGCUCUUCACAGAGCCCGAUGUACAGAAUAACAGAUAGUAAUGUCUCAGACUCAAACAGAGGCAAUGGCUUUGAGAGAAAUACAGAGGUGUCAUCUUUAGCAUUUAAGCCAACAAAGCAGCCAAUGUCCUCUGAUCAACAAAGAAAAUUUAACAUGCACUCCGGCAGAGCACUAAGUCCUCCAUCCUAUGGAUCAACCAAAAGCUCUGUGGGUGAUCUCAGAGCUGGAGAGCCCUACAGCAAGUUUGGAUCUCCCAUCAUGAGUGAGCAAACUGAAGAGCACAGACAACACCUCCCACACUCACUAACAGGGCCUGACAUUGGUACGGCUACCUCGUCCAUCCAUGCUGCGGAGGAGCAACUAAAGAACAGUGACUCCAACCUGGUGGAAAUGGUAACCACAGAAAUCCUUCAGCAGGGCCCUCCUGUGGACUGGAGUGACAUUGCAGGUCUUGAAAUGGUGAAAGCAGCCAUUAAAGAGGAGAUACUAUGGCCAAUUUUAAGGCCAGACAUGUUUAGUGGACUUGCCACAUUACCUCGAAGCCUCCUUUUGUUUGGACCUCAGGGAACCGGUAGAACGCUGCUGGCCCGAUGCAUGGCUAGCCAACUGGGGGCUGCAUUCUUGCGAGUCAGUGGCUCAAGUCUGGUGACAAAAUGGCUGGGGGAAGGGGACAAGAUCAUCCAGGCUUCAUUCUUGGUGGCCCGGUGCCGCCAGCCAGCAGUGGUGUUCAUCAGUGAAGUGGACCUGUUGCUGUCAGCCCAGCUCAGUGAGGAGAGCCCAGUGAAUCGCCUCAAGGCUGAGCUCCUUAUGCAGGUUGACAGUAUUCUGACCUCUGCUGAGGACCAUGUCCUCAUAGUCUGCUCCACCAAUAAGCCUGAAGAGAUCUCAGAGUCCCUUCGGAGGUACUUCACCAAGCGACUACUAGUCCCCUUGCCUGAUGGGACAGCACGACACCAGAUAAUCAGCCAGCUGCUUUCACAGAACAACUACUGUCUAAGUGACAAAGAAAUGUCACUACUGGUUCAGAGGACAGAGGGUUUUUCAGGGCUGGAUGUGGCCCAGCUGUGUCAAGAGGCUUUAGUAAGUCCUCUCCAUGGUAUUACUGGUACUGACCUGUCAAGUAUCCAUCCUAGUCAGAUGAGACUGGUCUCUUACCAAGACUUUGAUAAUGUAUUCUGCAAAUUCCAGCCAAGCAUAUCACAAAAAGAACUCGACAUGUACACUGAAUGGAAUAAAAUGUUUGGUUGUAGUCAAUGAAAGAGAACCAUCAGACACACUUACUUUCAACCCAGUAAUCAAACACAAACAUGUAUUUGGCCUUCACUGAACAAGAACAACAAACAAUGGUGACAUUAUAUACAGCAAAGGGAUUGUCUUUGAAAGAGAGAAGAUGGAGAUCACACAUGUGCAACGCUUUAUAAGGCUGAAGCCAACUGCUCACUAAAACUCAAAGUUGUAGAAGAUGCCCCCAGUUUAUAUAUACAUAUAUAUAUACUAUUCUGCUGAUUUUGAGAUUUAGUUGCUAUCAAGUGCCUGAGAUGGUGCUGUUUUUUUCUUUUUUUAAUUCUUUACUUUUUAUUGUUUUUCUUGCCCCACAAUCUUCAUUGGUGACAUGCUAAUAUAAAAGCUUUAAAAUGAGACAAAAAAUAGCUUUUUCUUGCCCAUUUGAAUGGUGUUCAACAGCUGUGUCCGUUUUUUCGUUUACUUACAGUAACAUUUGACAUUUACUUUUGUUUUUCAAAAGACUUUACAUGAUCUUGCUCUGCUUAACUAGCCUCUCCUGUAAGUAAAAAUACAAAAAAAAAGCUAAUAUUUUACAAUGUUCCUUAAAUUUAAACAAUAAAUUACUAUGUAAUUGCCUGUUAAAACAUUGUUACAGUAGUAAUUCAUAGUGUUUCACAUACAUACAUUCUGCCAUUUUUUUUCUUUCAAUGUUGUGUAUUUGCAAACUCAGGAAAGUGACAAUGACAUGUACGGUACCUCAUAUGCAUGUGUCGAGGCACUUCAAACAACAAGAGCAUUUGGCUUGCAUUCAAGACGUUUAUUUAAAAAAACACACACAAUGAUUCUUUGGUGGGGUCUUUACAUUUGGAUAAGUUCAAAAUACAAAACUGUAUUAUGAUUAGAGAUUUGCCUUUGAAAUUAGUUGAACCAUUAGGUAUCUAGAAUUGUAAAGGCCAUGUACUUUGGAUCAUAGUUUCAUUUUCCAUCGGGUAAAACCUCCAGUAGAAAACGAUCUCUCAGUUCUUCGGUUCAUUGUUUGCAGACCCAACUGUUCGGUUCAUAUUGUGGUGAUGCAGAGCAGAGAGCAUUUUGAAAGGCGCAGACAAACAUCUUGGGGUGGAGGAAGACAACGGCCCUGAGCUAUUUCAUUCCGUGCUGCUGCUGUUUUAUCAUUAAUGAAACCUAAGGAUUAUGUACAGCCUAAGUUCCAUUCUACCUCAGUUUCUUAGUUAUCUCUGAAAGACACAUUCACAAAGACAGCACAAUGUCAGCACCUAUCCUGCUUAUUUGAACCCUUUGAAAGAACAGCAAACAGUAUUGUGCAGUUUGAAAAAUCUAUGAGCUUUACAUUUUGAUUAUGCCCAAAUAAAUCAUGUUUCUCAACCCAAUGCACUUAAAGGGGAAUGCCACUGAAUAUCAGGUUUGGUAUAGACUAUGUAUUUGCUUUAGGACAGUUUGGUCUGUGUUAGCCAACAUUCAUCGAUGAAUCAUGUUGCCAUAGCACCCACCCCCACCCCUACUCUACCCCGGAAUCUGAUGUCAAAUAGAAGACCUACAUGUGAGAGCAUUCCCAGUCUGAUGAUAUGUACAUAUUUCCUUGCUUUAAACCAUUUCUGUUAUUUAAAUUUAAUGUACAGAGAAUAAUUGUUUUGACCUUCAGAGUCCAUAACAGCAACAUUCAUAAAUUGAGUGGCACUUCUUUUUAAGAAUGUGUCUCAAUGGCUCAUCUCAGAAGGUCUAUACAUGAAAAUGCAGCUGUUUUUUUUUUUUUUUUUUUCCCUCAUCUUCACAUUCAAACUGUUACAGUGUUGUCCACAGUACAUUUUCAUGCAUCUUCAUGGUCAAUGAAAGAGUAGGUUUGACAGCUGAAUUGGCAAGUUAAGUUAUUGAAUGUAUUAUUUCCUCCGAGCAGUAAGGAAAGCAAAGCACUUGCACAAUGAAAACUGCCACUGAAGUAAAUGGUACUGUAUGUGUAUAAUACUGCAGAGGCACUAAAGGACCUUGCGUUUCUUUUCAAAAGGGGCUCCCUUCAUGUUUGCUUUCUAUUGCACAUGUUUUACCUGUUUAGUAUUUUAUUAGAUAGUGUGGAUAUUGAUUAACGGCCUCCUGGUUUGGUAUCAUUCAAUUCUCCCAGACCAAAAUGUGGAUGUAAAUAGAGCAUCCAAGACAACAGCAGAGAAACUGUCACUUACAUGAUUUAGUGAAAUAGUAACUCAACCCAACGCAAUUGAACUGUGGUAGGAUCGUUUCAUUUGUCAGAUUACAAACGUUCACAAGGGAAAUAAGUUUACACUACAUGAAUAGACAACAGUGUAGAAUAGGAAUUCCCAUAUCUGAUCACUUUUGUCGUCUUUUGUGUCGCAGCAAAACUUCUCGUUUACAUACUGUACAUCCAAAUUAGUAAUUAGGCUAGUAUUUAAAUGAAAUCACAGUAUGUUUUUGCUUGAACAAUAAAGGUUCUAGAAUUUCUGUGCUCCAACUUAAACAGUGUCAUAAGUCAUUGUACUUUCAGGGGUUAAUUAGUUGAAUUUUGUCUGGAAGCCAAAGCAAAACAUAUUUCUUUUAAAUAUGGUGGAAAAACUGCCAUUUAAUGCCACUUUGGAUAAACUGUGGAUAUUUUAAAUUGGACAAUUUAUGGCACUAUGACUGAGUAUUGUUAAGUUGGUACUAAAAUAUCUUCAAGAGAUAGGCUUAAGUAUGUGAGUUUGGUGACCCAUUUAGAGUUUUUUUAAGCCCCACCCUGUCAGAUUUCCAUAACAGCCAGAAAAAAGAGUGACGUAAUACCAGAUGCAUUGUCACACUGGAUUGUAUUGCACGCAUUUCCACAAUUGCUAAUUAAAUUUGGUUCAUUUCAAGAUAUUUGACAACAAAAUUGAUAAGAUGCCCCGAGUGCCAUUAACAAGCAGAAUUUGUAUGCGUACGAGGUUGACUGUUCGUGAUCUUGCAGAAAGAUGUGUGUGUAAUCCCUUCACAUAAUCUCAUCACAUAAUAUAAAAAAAAAACAACCGUCUCCCAGAACAUGAACUAAAGCACAGUGCAACAGAUGACACAUGGGUAAAAAUGUCCUUUGGUAAAUAGACAGUAAAAAGACUUGGAAUAUGAGUGUAUAUUUCACAAUCUCUAGACGAUACCAUUAAAAUAGUCAUUUAUUAUUGAGGACGGUGGGAUCAAAGAGCCUAAAGUCCCAAACAACAUUUGAGCGGAACCUGUGAUAAGCACAUCGAGUCUGACAGUGAUGCUGACUCAGUCACUUGAAUUGCUUUUUUUCCAAUGCUGUCCAUGUUUCUCUGGCUACUGUUUUUUUUUUUUUUUGUCUGUUUUUUUGGAAAACUGCUUUAAGUGCUUUUUGAUUCCAUCUUUAUGUAGUUUUAUAGUCCGGCAUUCUUUAUAACCAUUUCUACCUCAUUACUACAUAUUGUACAUGUAGUACUUAAGUCCUGUCCUUUGAAUGUCAUGCAUUUGUGGAUAAAAUGUAAAAAAAAAAAAAAAAAAGAAGAAAAAAAAAAGUUAAAAAGAAAAAAAAAGAAAGAAAGAAUAAAGCUUGCCCUGGAAUUGACUGAGCAGUCUACCUCACAAAGACUGUCUUUACACUGUCAAAUAAAGAUUACAGAAAAAGAAGGCACCUUGAGGACAAAAGAUUAAGUUAUUUUGCGCAUAUAGGACCGGCGAGCAGUUUAUUUCCAAAUCGAUACCAUGUUUUCACUGAAUUGUCGUGGACUGUGUAGCUUUUCUACAAGUAAAUGCAUUUGCCAUUCCAACAUUACAGAUUGCUUUGAUCCUUGUCCUUGUCAGUUGUUGUAAUGCGCAUGUUAACGUGUACGUAUGUGCACUUGCAAUUCCACUUGCAAGUCUGAGGGGCAUAACAUUACGAUGUGACAACUUUGAAUAUUCACUUUUCAUAAACGUGUACAGAGAAUCAACUUGCACAUAGCUGUAUGUAUUGUACAUUUGAUAUACAGCGUACAUACAAAAAUGCACCACAUACAUGUUUAUAUGUGUGUAUGUAUUGCCAUACUUACAGUACAGUCAAUUUAAAUGUAUUUUGAUUUCAAGGCACAUAAAGGUUAUAAAAAAAAAAACUGA